Messenger RNA from Perognathus longimembris pacificus (Pacific pocket mouse), 6822 nucleotides. It is a transcript of the gene Knl1, whose product is annotated as kinetochore scaffold 1. Gene Ontology annotation, biological process: attachment of spindle microtubules to kinetochore; cell division; protein localization to kinetochore. Lineage: Eukaryota; Metazoa; Chordata; Mammalia; Rodentia; Heteromyidae. The record is from RefSeq and is a predicted model, not a curated record. Bases 228 to 6422 code for a protein of 2064 amino acids. Gene Ontology annotation, cellular component: nucleus. The transcript is spliced from 25 exons.
UUUCAGGAUUAUUAGUUACCACACAGAAGUUUAGGAUUUCUUAUACAGCCCAUGUUUUAGAGGUCAUAAUGUGAUGAUUUUUUCAUGGCUAUUUUUGCCUUCUCUUGCAAAGUAACCCCAAAGGCAUAACUGUAUUCCUAAUUGCUUCAUAGAUUGUGAUUUCUCUUCCUUUUUCUUUACUAUUUUUUGAUAUUGUGUAUUUGUUACAGAAAAAGUUUUCUUCAAACAUGGAUGGAGUAUCUUCAGCGGCUAAUGAAGAAAAAGACAAGAUGGAGAAACCUGUGAGAAGACGUCAUUCCUCAAUUUUGAAACCUCCAAGGAGUCCUCUUCAGGAUCUCAGAAGUGGGAAUGAAAUAGUUCAGGAAUCCAAUACUUUGAGAAAUAGGAAAAGCUCUCGUCGAGUCAGCUUUGCAGAUACUAUCAAGGUAUUCCAGACCGAGUCUCAUAUGAAAACAGUGAGAAAGUCAGAAAUUGCAGAUACAGAAGCAGGAGAAAAUGUUCUACCUAUACAGAAUAGGAAUUCAGAUGACAAAUAUUGUGAGAUUACUGGUAUGAACACAUUGCUUUGUGCUCCCAUUCAGACUCAAAUGCAACAAAGAGAGUUUUCAGUUAUAGAUCCCAGCCAUGAAAACAAAAACGCUAAGGACCAGACAGUCAUCUUUUCCGAUGAAAAUCAAAUGGAUCUGACGGCAAGUCACACCGUGAUGAUUACCGAAGGCCUUUUAGAUUGUACCAAAAGUAAAAAUUCCACCAAGAUAGAUACUGCAUCCUUCCUGACUAAACUAAAGUGCCACAAAGAUAAUGUGAGAAUGAAAAAAGAAUUAAAAAUUCCCAUGGAUCAACACUCCACUCAAGAAAAAAAAAUAAAUUCCAGUGACUUGAUACAAAGAUUGAAAACACGAAAGAAUAAUGCUUGUCCUGCAAGCCCUGAUAAAGAAAAUUUUGAAAUACCUGUUUAUUCCAAACAAUCAAAUAGUGCCUCUUCUAUUCAUCAAAUGCAUGCAUCUCUCAAUGUAAAUGAUAACAGUAUUAAUAUUACUAGAAUCUUCAGAGAACAAGAUGAUGGAAUGGAUUUCACCCAGUGCCAUACAGCCAAUAUUCAUACUUUAUUUCCCCCAUCCAGUGAGGCCAACUUAGUGGGAUUCAAGCAGGACAUUACAACUUAUGAAAAUGACUGUAUGGACCUGACAUCUAAUUAUACCCUGCAGGUUUUACCCUCAGCAAGUAAUUUAUCCAAAAUGGAAACUCAAACUCACAAUAUCACAAAGGAUGUUGAAGCAGUUGGCGGAACUGAGACUGCAGAAAAGUCAGCAGUCCGUAAGACUAAACAAAAUUCUACUUUUCAAGACUCUUCCCUAAACCCUCAACAUAAAACACAUUGUAGUCCCAUUAUAGAGUCAGAAACUCCCGCAGUCACAGGGACUUCUAAUCAACAUGCCAAAACAAUGGCCAUGAACUCAGAAUCUGUAUGUUGUAGUCCAGCUGUUGUUGAAGGUUAUAAGACUUUUUUUUAUUCUAGUUGUAAUGAUGCCAUGGAACUGACCAAGUGUCUCUCAAGCAUGAGAGAGGAGAAAAGUCUGCUGGAGCCUGCUGGUAAUUAUUCUCAAGGACAUGAUGCCAACUCUGUUCUUGCAGAGAAAACAUUUUAUUCAGGAGAGGAUGGUAUGGACAUUACCAAGAGUCACACAGUUGUAAUCGAUAAUCAGAUUUUUAAGCAAGAUAAAACAGAUGUGCCUGUCACAUCUGCACCAAUAGCUGAGGAAGCAGUGAUUCUCCAAAAUCAUACAAAUGUGGCAGAAGAUGUGGAAAGGAAUGUAAAUUGUCAGCCACUUCCUCAAGUAUCUAAGGCAAGAUUACAACAUAGCCUGACAAAUUCUUUAUCUCUUCAUUUGACUGACAAAAAGACUCCACUCUUAGAAGAGGUAGAUAGGGAUUUGACUGAAAGUCACACAACUAACUUAAGUCAAGCUCCUCUUGCAUCUUACAUCCCAGCACCAGAGAGUAUCACUAAAUCUUAUUCUUGUAACAAAAGUCCUCCAGAUAAAUGGGGGAAAAUGUUAAAAAAUAUCCAACCAUCCGAACAACCAAACCUGAUACCUGAAAAUAACCUAAAUGGUAUUCAGGUCAAAGAAAAACGUCAGAUUUUGAAGGUUUCACCUUAUCUUCCUAGUGAUUCUCUCCUGACAGCUGAUUAUUUGAACUGUAAUGUAGCCUACUCUGGUACAGGUCUGGAUAAACAAGUAGCACUAAGAAAUAAUGGAAAUACCGUUUCAAGGGAGCAGCCUUCAUUUUCUCCCAGAAAGUCAUUUUUGUCAUCUGAUUGCCCAUCUGGACACUCUGCCAUGAAAAAUUGCAAUACUGGUGUGAGUAGUCACAUAGCAAAAUCUGUACCAGGCCAGAGUUCUAAAGUACCUGAGUUGCUGAGGAGAGAUUUAGAUGACCCCACACAUGUCUCUUAUCAUGACAAGGCAGUUAUUGGUUCAGAGGAGGAGCAGACUAUGGAUCUAACCAGGAGCCACACUGUUGUCAUUAAAUUUGCUCCUUCUGAAGUACAGGACCUUAGUAGGAGUACUUUAGAACAGAGCAACGGCCAGGUCACAACAGUAAACAGACCCAUAGCUGCAAAAGGAAAAAGCCGCGGCAAAAGUCCUAUAGAAAAAACCGGAGUGUUUUUACCUAAUGAUACCUUUGGUGUGUUAGAGGACAAAAGUGUACAGAAACCUGAAUUUCUGAUGGCAAAGCAAAAUAUCAAAGUUUGUGGAAGGACAAACGUAAACGUUAGUAAACUAAAAAUUGAUAAGACUAUUGUGUUUUCAGAGGGUGUGGAAAAUGAUAUGGAGAUCACCAAGGGUUGUACAGUUGAUAUAAGCCAUAGGUCUUUAUUAGAUAAGUGUGACUCCAAUUUGAUGCCUGUGGCAGGAACUUCUAAAACUAUUUUGUAUGCUUGUGGGCAGGAUGAAAUGGAAAUCACCACAAGUCACACUGUUGCCUUAGAAUGUGAAAGGGUCUCAUCAAAUGAAAAAAUGAUUAGACCUGUGGAAAAGACCACAAUAUUUGUAGAGAAUCACGACGAGCUAGAGAUGACCAAGUCCCACACUGUUUUCAUUGACUACCAUGCAGAGGAGAAGACUUUACCUCCAGACAGGCCCAAGUUUGGACUACCCAAAAGGAAAAGUCUGGGAAUUGCAGGAGUGACAUCUCUUGCUGAAAAGAAUGUUUUCUGCUUAGAAAAUGGUGACAGCAACCAUCCGGCAGCAAAGAAAGGUAGGCAGCUAGCAGACCCAGAAGAGUACUCUCGUCACCAUCCUGGAGGGGAAUGUGGGACAUUAAUGCCUGAGGAUGACCUGGAAGUGUCUAAAUUAACCAGUUGGAAAAAUGUGAAAGAUGUACAAAAGCCUGGAUUUCCAAAUGAAUUUCAGUCAGGCAAAACUCAGAGAAGAAAAAGCCUUAGGUUAAAAAAUGAUCACACCAUUGCCUUUUCAGAGGAUGAUAAAAAUGAUACGGUUAUCACCCAGAGCUCUAGGGCAGAAAUAAACAACAGAGGCACCCUGGAUGGUAGAGAGGACUCUAAUUGGAUGCCUUUGCCAGGAACUUCUAAAACUAUUUGGUAUGCUUGUGGGCAAGAUGAAAUGGAAAUCACUACAAGUCACACUGCUGCCUUAGAAUGUGAAAGGGUCUCUUCUAAUGAAAGAAUUAUUAGACCUAUGGAAAAGACCACAAUGUUUGCAGAUAAUCAGGACGAUCUGGAAGUUACCAAGUCCCAUACUGUUUUCAUUGACUGUCAAGCCACAGAGAAAACACUUCCAGAAUACCCUGCAUUUGGAAUAGCAAGUGAAGAAAACAGUACUGAGGAUAAUAGCUGCGUUCAAGAAAUCACUAAAAAACAAGAGCUGGCUGAGCAAAAGCCUCAGAUGAAAACCUUUAUCCCUCCUCAAAGUGAAAUGGAAUUUGCCAAGUUCCCCAGAGCUGAUAGCGAUGAGGUGGUCAUGGGGAAAAUUGCAGACCAGGCCUACGGAGUAAAAGGAGCCCAAGUUGAAAGCUGUCAUAUAGAUAGUACAGAUAGAAUACAUGUGGAUUUUACAAGUGGCCCAGGAGCUGUUGUUUGUGGACCCAGUGAUAAUUGGAAACAAGGUCUGAAAAAUUUGCAUGGGAAAACUGAAGGAUUUGUAGAUCUCCAAACUGUUCAGGUGCCAUCUACUCCAGAACAAGUACUUGAAUUAGGAAAUACAGGAUACAAUAAUAAGAGUAUGGUACAAAGUAAGGAAAUAGAUAACAUUAUCUCCAAUGAUGCUGAAGAUAAUAGAAAUGAAGAAAAGAAAUCUCUUAAUGGACCUGAAAGUAUGUCUGUGCCAUUAAAGACAGCUGGUAGAGAUAAAAUGAGGAGAUGUUCUUUGGGAAUCUUUUUGCCCAGAUUGCCAAACAAGAGAAAUUGUAGUGUCACCGGUAUAGAUGACCCUGAGCAGAUUCCAGCAGAGUCAACUGAUUUAAAUCGCUUAGAAAUUCUGCCAGUCUCUACCAAGGAUUUAGGUACUGCGUCUGUUGCAUCUAAAAUGAACCUAAGUCCAUCUCAGUAUAUAAAUGAGGAAAAUCUCCCUAUAUAUCCUGGUGAGAUUAACUCCUCAGACUCUAUUAGCAUAGAGAUUGAAGAAAAUACUUUGAUUGAAACUGACCAAAAAGCAACUUUACCAUCUGACAACAGAAUGGAGGAAACCGAUAUUAGCCACAAAAGAACCUGGGUACAAGAAGGAGAUGCUGUUGCAAAUGAGAAAAAAAUCAGAAAACACGACAUUAUGCUGGGGGAUACUACACAGGAUCAGGAGGCUUUUGACUCCCACACUGAAGAGGACAUAGAUAAGCAUGUUAACAGUGUUCUGGCAAAAAGCCCAAGCAGGACCCCGUCUAGCUGCAGCAGCUCUCUGGAUUCAGUCAAGGCGGAUGGGACCUCUCUGGACUUCAGCACAAACCGCAACAGUCAAAUGGAAUCACAAUUUCUCAGUGACACUAUUUGUGAAGAGAGCUUGAGGGAGAAACUCAAAGAUGGGAGCAUUACCAUAAGGGAUUUCUUCAUACUUCUUCAGGUCCACAUUGUGAUCCAGAAGCCCCGGAAGAGCAAUCUCCCAGCCAGAUUUACUACCAAUAUAUCACCUACUCCAGAAGACCUCAUGUUAAGACAAUAUGUGUAUGGACCCAAGAUAGAGAUUUAUAGAGAAGACUGUGAGCUUCUUCGUCAAAAGAUUGAAGCAUUAAAGAUUUCUGCAUUGAACCAAGAUAAACUGUUGACUGACGUAAAUAGGAACCUGUGGGAAAAAAUGAGACACUACUCUGAUGAAGAGCUGAAAGCCUUUGGAACUUAUCUUAACAAAAUUAAAUCUCGUUCAACCAAGAUGACCAAAGUCUUCACUCACCAAGGAAAGGUGGCUCUGUACAACAAGCUGGUGCAGUCAGCUCAGAAUGAGAGAGAGAAACUCGAGAUAAAGAUGAAUGAGAUGGACACCAUACUUAAGAAGAUCAGUCACUGUCUCACUGAAGUGGAAGUAGAAACUAAGAAUUUGGAGAAUGAAGAGAAAGAUAAUUCUGUGGAUGAAUGGAAUUCUCAAAUGAGAGCUGCAGAGAAUGAACUCAAACAGCUGAAAACAGAAGAGAAAGAACUUGAGAGAGCACUAUUAGAAGUGGAGGUGCAGAAAAAGCAGACCCUUGCUCAAAUAGACUUUAUGCAAAAGCAAAUAAAUAGAACUGAAGAACAACUGAAUCAGUUGAGCUUAUCUGAGUGGGAGAUUACCGAGUGGAGCGACGCUCAAGCUGUAUUCACCUUUGUUUAUGACACCAUCAAACUCACCUUCACCUUUGGAGAGGCACUCGCUGGGAUUCCUUUCCUGGACAAGGCUAACAGGAAGAUUGCUGAGGUCGAUUUUCAGUCUCUGUUAGAUGAGGAAAAAGCUCCCCCUUCCUCCCUUUUAGUCCAUAAACUUAUCUUUCAAUACAUCGAGGAACAAGAACCCUGGAAGAAGAAAUGCACAACCCAGCAUCAGGUACCCCAGAUGCUUCACGAACUCUCACUGGUUGUGAAACAUUGUCGACUCCUUGGAGAGGAGAUUGAAUUUUUAAAGAGAUGGGGACCAAAUUACAACCUAAUGCACAUAGACAUGAAGCAUUCUGAAUUGAAGCUUUUGUUCUCCAGCUCUGCAGCUUUUGCAAAGUUUGAGUUAACUUUGUCCGUUUCAGCCUAUUAUCCAUCGGUCCCAUUACCUUUCACCAUUCAAAAUCACCUUGGAAACAUCGGACAUGAUGAAAUUGCUACCAUUAUGUCUAAAGUGCCAUUAGAAGACAACUUCCUAAAGAAUGUAGUCAAGCAAAUUCACCAAGAUCUACUUCAGGACUGUCAUUCUUCUACUAGUCCCACAGGCCAUUGCUGUAACAAUUGAGAAAAAAAAUGCCCUUAGCCAGAUAUGGUGGCACACGUCUGUAAUCCUAGCACUCAAGCGUCUAAGACAGAAGGAUCAUGAAUUUUAGGUCUGCUUGUGCUACACAGUGAGUUUGAGGCCAACUUGUGUUCCAUAGCGAGACCUCAUCUCUAAAUCCAAGCAAACAAAACACAAAAAAAGUAAUAUGUCAUGGACUGCAUUACUGUUUCACAAUUGCUUUUAUGUCAUAGAAAACCAGUAAAAUUCUUCCUGAUGAUGUUAUAGUUAAUUUGUGUGGUUUUUAUAUCUGUAAUUAGGAAAGAUAAAAAGCUUCAAAUAGCUUGCUAUCAACUUGCUUAUUUUCUUACCUAAGGUUACAUAGUAUGACACAUAGAGAAAAUUUCCCUUAGCUAAAGAAGUA